Nematolebias whitei (Rio pearlfish) is the source of this 2287-nucleotide messenger RNA. RefSeq names its product UDP-N-acetyl-alpha-D-galactosamine:polypeptide N-acetylgalactosaminyltransferase 6 (GalNAc-T6) (gene galnt6). The coding region runs from base 1 to 1863 and encodes 620 amino acids. The record is from RefSeq and is a predicted model, not a curated record. NCBI's taxonomy places the organism in Eukaryota, Metazoa, Chordata, Actinopteri, Cyprinodontiformes, Rivulidae. The transcript is spliced from 10 exons. Gene Ontology annotation, cellular component: Golgi apparatus.
AUGCGUUUUUUACGUCGCCGGAUGUCCCCUCUGAAGCUGGUGCUCCUUGGAGGCACGCUUUUCAUGGUGGUCCUGGUGGUUCUUCAGAGGGACGUGGUCUCCUCACCUGAUAGGGACCCCUGGUUACAGGACCUGGUUCACAAAAGGGACAAGGUGAUGAUCAUGGUCCGAGAUGCAGUGAACAACAUUGGCUUCCAGAUCGGAGCUCCUCAGCCGCCACCGGUUCAGGAGCAGCCCACGCAGAACGUGAAAUGCCCUGCUGGAUUUUACACUCGGACCGAGCUCAAGCCUCACCUGGAGAGGCCACCUCAGGACUCGCAUGGCUUCGGGGCUGAUGGGAAGGCGUUUCAGAAAGAUGGCCUGACCCCUGAGGAGGAGAAGGAGAAGGAGGAGGGCAUGACGCGCCAUUGCUUUAAUCAGUUUGCCAGUGACCGCAUCUCGCUCAGCCGCAGUCUUGGCGAUGACACCAGGCCUCCAGAGUGCGUUGAAAGAAAAUUCCCUCGCUGCCCUCCUCUGCCUACCACCAGCGUCGUGAUCGUCUUCCACAAUGAGGCCUGGUCCACGCUCCUCAGGACGGUUUACAGCGUCCUGCACUCCUCUCCCGCCAUCUUGCUGAAGGAGAUCAUCUUGGUUGACGACGCCAGCACUGCAGAGCAUCUUAAGAGCAAGCUGGAGGAGUUUGUGCAGCAGCUGAAGAUUGUCCGUGUGGUCAGACAGCCGGAGAGAAAGGGCCUCAUCACAGCCAGGCUGCUGGGUGCCAGUACAGCUCAGGGUGAAAUUCUCACCUUCCUUGAUGCCCACUGUGAGUGCUUCCAUGGUUGGCUUGAGCCACUUUUGGCUCGCAUUGUUGAGGAGCCCACGGCUGUAGUUAGCCCAGAGAUCACCACCAUAGACCUCAACAACUUUCAGUUCCACAGUCCUGUGGCCACUAACCGAGCUUACAACCGAGGGAACUUCGACUGGAGCCUGACUUUUGGCUGGGAGCCGAUACCAGAAGAUGCAAAGAGGCUGCGCAAGGACGAAACCUACCCUGUAAAGACACCUACUUUUGCCGGCGGUCUUUUUGCAAUCUCAAAGAAGUACUUUGAGCAUAUUGGAACAUACGAUGACAAGAUGGAGAUCUGGGGUGGAGAAAACGUAGAGAUGUCUUUCAGGGUCUGGCAGUGUGGGGGUCAGUUAGAGAUCAUCCCGUGUUCUGUGGUGGGCCACGUUUUCCGCACCAAAAGCCCACAUACUUUCCCCAAAGGCACCGAGGUCAUCACUCGCAACCAGGUGCGCCUGGCUGAAGUCUGGAUGGAUGAUUAUAAGAAGGUCUUCUACCGUCGCAACAAUAACGCCGCAGUUAUGGCCAGAGAGAAUAAGUACGGAGACAUUUCUGAUCGUCUCAAACUGAGGGAGACGCUUCACUGUAAGAACUUCAGCUGGUACCUAAACACCAUCUACCCAGAGAUCUUCAUUCCAGACUUAAAGCCGGAAAAAUUUGGAGCACUUAAAAACUCUGGAUCCAACACCUGCCUGGAUGUUGGAGAGAAUAACCAGGGAGGUAAACCUCUGAUCAUGUACGUGUGUCACAACAUGGGAGGCAACCAGUACUUUGAGUACACGUCUCAUAAGGAGCUACGUCAUAACAUUGGUAAGCAGCUGUGUCUUCAUGCGAACGACCAACCAGAUCCAGUGAAGCUUGAGCUGUGUCAGCUGAAGGGGAAGGGUUCUUUUUUAUCCCCACAAGAAGAGUGGAUCUUUACAGAGGAAAAUCUUCUGAAGAAUCCCGCCAGUGGGAAAUGUUUACAGAUGAAAGGAGACCGGGUUGAGAUGGACCACUGUAAUCCUGCAGAUCUCCACCAGCACUGGACCUUCAGCUGACCUCCCAGUGUGCCUGUUAGGUGACCUCUGAUGCCUUGUGCUCUCCUCAUUCUCAGACUCUAGAGCUCAGAGCCAAAUCAACACUAAUCCAGGAGGGUCUGCUGCAGAGCACUGGGCUAACUGAUGACCAGUGAAAGGUGGAGGACAGAGUAAAGACAUUGACUUUUAUUUAAAAUAACCCAAGACUUGGGUUGGUCUUAAAAUUAAAAAAAAAAAAACUUAUUUAUGAAGAAAACUCAGGAAGGUAUUUUUUCAGUAGUUGGGGAUCUUUAGACAUGUGCAGACUUUGACUUUAGGAGUGGCAGCUUGGCAAAGGCAGUGUUACUGCCAUUAUCUUAACACACGUUUUACACUCCAGUAUGAACAAUUAACAUCGACGUGAAGGUUUUAUUUUUUUUAUCUGACAGUGAUUGUUGAAUUUUGA